Oikopleura dioica is the source of this 1401-nucleotide messenger RNA. The record is from the annotation of a GenBank genome assembly. Lineage: Eukaryota; Metazoa; Chordata; Appendicularia; Copelata; Oikopleuridae.
AUGAACUUGGAACAAAGAAAAAUUGGCGAAUCAUCACCAAUAGAACUGAUGAGUUAUUUGAUCUCAAAGCUGAACGGUUCGAAUUGGAUAAGUGAUGAGUUGAUCAUGGAACUAUACCUCCAGCCGAUCAAAUGCCAGCUCCAAAUCUUCCCCGAGCUCGUUGAAAGAGGCUUCGAUGUCAAUCGAAUCAUCAGAAUCGCUCCUAGAGCUAAAUCAACUCUCCUGAUCCUGAGUAUAAUCGAUGAGAAGACAGAACUUGCUUCCUGGCUACUCUCGAAUUCCUCGUGUGAUGUAAAUUGCGGCGUUGGAGACAUUGAGUAUCCUUUAACAGCGGCUGGUCGACAUCCAAGAGCGCUGGAGCUUCUGAUAUCUCAUCCGGAGCUGGAUAAAAGCGUCACCAACGUGAGUGGCGAAACGGUUCUCCACAUCAUGGCCACCCAAAAUGACCCGGCCGCACUUCGGAAAUACCUGCCUCUCUUGCGCGAGCUUUUAGAGACCAAAGAUUCAUUAGGCGCGACGGCUCUUGUUCGUGCAGUUGCCUCCAAAUACCACGAAAACGCACGAAUUUUGUUGGAUAAUAAGGCCCGGGCAGAAGCGAUGACGAACGAAGGGAUGAACGCGGCGCACAUAGCAGCUUGCAUCAACGACCUCGCCGCCUUUGAGCUGAUCCUAGAGAUUAACGGGGGCGUUAUUAACGCUCAGAAUAGCUUUGGAAACACGCCGCUGAUGGAAGCUGCCCUCGUUGUCGAUCAAUCCGACGGCGAUUUUUUGAGAUUUUUAAAAUCCGCUUCAGAUAACUCUGCGGAUCUUACAAUAAGGAACAAAUAUGGAAAAACUCUGUUACACCUUUUGGCGAUGAAGGAAUUACCGAAGGCGUUAGAAGUCGUCAAGCACUCAAAAAUUAAUAUCAACGAACGGGACGCAAAUGGCCAUACUCCCCUUGUCGAUGCACUUUUGUCCGGAGCAAUUCUUUCAACGAGAUUUUUGCUUUCAAGUGCUGUUGGAGAAAAAAUAGCGUUUGACAAAAUGAACCGCACUGUUGGAACAGUCUUUCACGCGGCUAAGAAUGUAGAUAAAAGGCUAGAAGAACUUCAAGUUGCCGAAUUGGGACGGGAUAUGCGAACAGCGCACCCGCGAAAAUACCCGAUACGGAGGAAAAACCAACGCCAGCGACAGCUCUACAUGCUGCACAAAGAAGAAGUGUUGCUGAAUGAGAUCACUCAGCCGCACUAUCCCACGGAGCACCACUUCCCAGAUUACGAGGAAGAAAUGCAACAUCCGUAUUCGACGCGGCAUCUGGAAGCAAACGCCAAGCUAGGCGAGGCGAUCGAGGCUACCGAAGUCUACGGGCCUGAUAACAUUCUUCUUCGAAAGUGUGAAGAAGCUUUCCAAGCCACGUAA